Molecule: messenger RNA, 1895 nt
Organism: Mytilus trossulus (common blue mussel)
Lineage: Eukaryota; Metazoa; Mollusca; Bivalvia; Mytilida; Mytilidae
Product: cartilage acidic protein 1-like
Exons: 1
Coding region: 107-1792 (561 amino acids)
Source: RefSeq, a predicted model, not a curated record
AACAACGUGUUAAAAAUCGACUGGCCUUGUACUUUCACUUCUUGUCAAAGGAUUUAAAUUGAGAUAAAGUGCGAAUAGAAAAUUCUGCGGAACAAUUCAUUCUAAAAUGGUUUAUUUAAGUAAGAAAAUAUUAUGUUUUGCAUUGUUAAUGGCUGUAUUAACUGAAUAUAACCACUGUGUUACCGGGAUAUUUAUAAAGCUUCCUUGGUUAUAUAAAAUUAAAACUGAACAGCUAAAUUAUGGAGUGGCAGUUUCCGAUGUUGACAAUGACGGCGACCUUGAGUGGAUAGUUGCUGGAUUUUCUGGCUCGAAUUUUGUUCUCAAAUACAAUAAAAAAUCUGGAUAUUUGGAGAAUAUUGCGCAAAAAAAUACACCAUAUAAAAACUUAAUGGAUCCAAAAGGACAGGCAAUUGGAGUUUGCGCGUGUGACAUCGAUGGUGACGGGCGAGAGGAAAUUUACUUUCUGAACACCAAUAAAGCAUAUUCAGGAAUGUCAAGUUAUAGUGACAAAUUAUUUAAAUGGAGAAAUGGGCAGUACGAGGAUAUUUUAUUAGAUAGUGUAAACACAAAUUUACAGGCUAAAAAUUAUGCAGGUAGAUCCGUUGCGUGUGUGGAUAGAUUUGGGAGCGGGAAAUACUCAAUAGCAGUUGCUACAUAUUCACAUGGCGGGAAAGGAAAUUUUGCUUUACUUGAAGUGGAUGAGUUUAAUCCCUUGACUGAUCGGGAGAGCGGGGUAUUAGUUAUACGAAAUGUGGCAGAGGAGACUGGUAUAUCAAAAUCAACAGGUGGGCGUGGUCUUGUCGUUGGUCCUAUAUUAAAUGAUAUUGGAAUGUCCGAUAUUUUCUUUGCGAACGAAGGAAAUGAAUGGAUCGGCAAUCCUGGUGAUAAUUUUCUGUUCAAAAACCUAGGACAUGGGACUUUUGUCGAUAUUGCAGCAGAAUCUGGGAUUCUUGACGGAAAGGAAAAUGGACGCGGUAUUGCAUUGGCCGAUUUGAACAAUGAUGGUCUACUUGAUAUUGUAAACGGAAACUGGGAGGGCAACCAUCGAAUAUUCUUACAAUCUAAAAGUAAAAAUGGAGAAAGAUAUUUCAGAAACGUAGCUUCAGCAUUUUUUGAACAACCAUCACCAAUAAGAACUGUUUUAGCUGCAGAUUUCGACAAUGAUAUGCAGACUGAUAUUUUUAUGAAUAAUAUUUUGACCGGAAGCCAACCACAACCAAAUUAUCUGUAUGGUGUUAAAGUCUUGUUAGACUCGAAUAUUACUAUUGUUGAGCGAGACAUUGGGGAAGCAUCUGAAAAGGAGGGCUAUGGAACAGGCGCAGCCUACACGGAUAUGGAUGGAGAUGGUGUUUUAGAUCUCCUAGUAUCACAUGGCGAAAGUAACAAACAACCUCUGGCAGUUUAUACAGCAAAAAAGGAGAAAACCCUUCAUAAUAACUGGCUGCGGGUUAAACCGUUGACAAGGUACGGUGCUCCAGCACGAGGAGCGCUCGUGUCACUCAAUAUAGACUCAGGUGUCCGCUUAACACAGGUAAUUGAUGGCGGCUCUGGUUACCUGUGUCAAAUGGAACCAGUUGCACAUUUUGGUCUUGGGAAGCAUAAAGCGGUUACCGUUGAAGUAUUAUGGACAGAUGGCGAAAAAGUAUCGAAAAAAAUAAAUAAUAAUGAAAUUAAUAAAUUGAUCAUCAUAAAACACCCAGUUCUUGAAAACAUUUACGCAGAAACCGAUAUCGCAAAAGAAAAUUCUAAAUUGAAUGUAACAGUCUCAACAACAGUGAAGGAGGAACUGUGAACGUCUUGGAGUCACUUUUCUCAUUUAAAAGAGUUGGUUCGUCCGAUUCCACAUGUAGAUUUAACAUAAUUACUUAUUACUGAACUAAGUUCUUCACUAUUUA